AUGGACCCGGACGAGCAAGACAGAAUCGAAAAGGUCAAGCUGAAAUACAGAAUCGAGUGCGAGAAGCGAAAAUUAACCAGUAUGAGGAGUUCAACAGGUCAGGAUCGCAAGGAUGCGCGUAUACUUAUAAUCGGCGCUGGCUUCGGGGGACUGUUGUUUGCUGUCCGACUGAUCGACACUGGAUUCUGUACCACGCGACAAAUUACGGUCGUGGACGAGGGGAAAGAUUUUGGUGGAACUUGGUCAUUGAAUAAGUAUCCAGGCUUGGUUUGCGACAUUGAGAGUUACAUCUACCUGCCGAUACUCGAAGAAACGGACAUGCCCAGUGGAAAAUACAUCAGCGGAGUUGAAAUACAGGAGCAUGCUGUACGGAUUGCCAAGAAGUGGAACCUGGUCCAAUAA
Messenger RNA from Penicillium odoratum, 402 nucleotides. RefSeq lists its product as uncharacterized. The coding region runs from base 1 to 402 and encodes 133 amino acids. NCBI's taxonomy places the organism in Eukaryota, Fungi, Ascomycota, Eurotiomycetes, Eurotiales, Aspergillaceae. The record is from RefSeq and is a predicted model, not a curated record. The transcript is spliced from 2 exons.